AUGGCGAAGAACGACUACACCAUCAAGCUUCCUAUUUUGAGGGAGCCUACUUCAAAGACACCCGAAAACGCACGAGAAAUCGUCAAGAAUUGGAUACAGGCUUUUGAGAAAGUGCUCGCCAACAACGUACAAGACAGCCUCUCGACCGUGUUCCGCGAAGAUGCCUGGAUACGGGACUUUCUCAGCCUCUCAUGGGACUUUCGAACCAUCAAUGGACUCGAUGAAAUCACGGCCUUUUUCAAAGAAAACCAACCUCUGGCUAGUCUCCGCCAGAUCGUGCCCCGAGAAAAGGGCGCUUUCCAGCCGUCUUUUGGGGACCCGGCGCCAGGUGUUCAUUGGGUGGAGAGCAUGUUCGACUUUGAGUCCGAUGUCGGCCGUGGUAAGGGUAUGGUGAGACUGGCGUUGGAAGCGGAUGACACCUGGAAAGCCUUCAUGAUCAACUUUACUCUACUGGAACUGAAGGGCUUCGAGGAGAAGGUGGGAGUGGACAGGCCUACCGGCCAUGUCGAUCCCAAAGGUGGCAACUGGAAGGAAAGGCGCGAAAAGCAGAUGGAAUUUAUCGAUGAGGACCCUACAGUUCUGGUCAUCGGCGCUGGACAUGCUGGGCUCAACAUUGGCGUUCGGCUACGAAAUCUUGGUCUCCCGACUUUGCUGAUAGAUCGCAACGAGAAUGUCGGAGACAGUUGGCGCAAGCGAUACAGAACUCUCAUGACCCAUGAUCCGAUCCAGUACUGCCAUCUCCCCUUCAUCCCAUUUCCCGGAAAUUGGCCCCAGUUCAUGCCCAAAGACAAAUUGGCAGAUUGGCUGGAAUCCUACGCAAAGAUGAUGGAACUCAACAUCUGGACCAGCACCAACAUCGAAGGGACAAGCUACAACGAGCAAGAAAAGACCUGGACCGUCAAACUUCGUCGGGCAGACGGCAACCUCCGCACCCUCAAGCCUCGACACAUCGUUCUGGCAACUGGCCAGGCUGGCGAUCCCAUCACUCCCACAUUCCAGGGACAGGACGACUUCAAAGGCGUUGUAUACCACGGAAGCCAGCACCAAGAUGCCUCCCUCGUCGACAACCUCUCUAAUAAGAAAGUCCUCGUCGUAGGCUCCGGCAACUCGAGUCACGACAUCUGCCAGAACUUUUACGAAAACGGCGCAGCACAGGUGACGAUGAUUCAGAGGGGCGGCACCUAUGUCAUUACAGCGAACAAGGGAAUCUUCGUCAUGCACAAAGGCAUGUACGAAGAAGGCGGCCCACCAACCGAAGACUGCGAUAUCGUUGCGCAGAGCAUUCCGAUUCCCGUGCAAUUCGCGCUGAAUACGCACGGUAUCAAGGCCAUCACCGCAGUCGACCAGGAGCUGUUGGACGGUCUGAGUAAGGCGGGCUUCAAGCUCGACUUUGGGCCAGAUGGAAGCGGGAUCUACCGCAAGUACAUCACUCGCGGCGGAGGAUACUACAUUGAUGUUGGGUGCAGUCAGCUGAUUGUCGACGGCAAGGUGAAAGUUCACCAUAGCCCUAAGGGAAUAACUGGCUUCACACCCACAGGUCUGGCGCUGGCGGACGGCACGACUUUGGAUGCCGACAUUGUUGUGCUGGCGACGGGAUACGAUGGUAUGAGGUCGAGCACACGUAACAUUCUGGGAGACAAGGUGGCAGACCGGGUUAAGGAGUGCUGGGAUCUUGAUGAGCAGGGUGAAAUCAAUUCUAUCUGGAGAAGCAGUGGUCAUCCUCGGUUUUACUAUAUGGGUGGGAAUCUCGCUCUGUGUCGCUCUUAUUCGCGUCUCUUGGCACUCCAAAUCAAGGCUGCGGAAGAGGGUCUUUUUGUUUAG
Molecule: messenger RNA, 1821 nt
Organism: Colletotrichum godetiae
Lineage: Eukaryota; Fungi; Ascomycota; Sordariomycetes; Glomerellales; Glomerellaceae
Exons: 4
Coding region: 1-1821 (606 amino acids)
Molecular function (GO): monooxygenase activity; flavin adenine dinucleotide binding
Source: RefSeq, a predicted model, not a curated record